AUGGCUAUAUUUGGAUUGUUCAAAUCGGGGAACGUCGAUAUCCAAACAUUUGAAAAAGAUUUGAAUCAAUAUAAUUUAUCAAUAAAUAAGUUCCAACAGCAAAUCAUCAAAUUGAGGAAAGCAAAGACCUCAAUUACAAAGUCCCUUCUUACUUAUUCGGCUUCAAUAUAUGUUAUAAUUUUAGGUUAUACAAUUAUUCAGCUACCCAACAAUAAUGUUGGGAUGAAUCAGUUGAAAUUCUUCUUCGUGAAUCAACUGAGAUUGACCUUAUAUUACAUAUUUGGUAUUCCCGUAGCAAUUUAUUUGAUAAUCAUUAGUAUAAGAUAUAUUUUGAAUUGGUUGAUUCAAAGCAGAGAGAAUAUUAUCAAAGGAUUGAAGAAGAAACAGAAACAAAAGGUUGAAGAGUUGAAGAAACUCACCAAUUAUAAUACUACCAAUGAAUUAUUGAGCAAGUAUGAUGAAACUAAACCAAAAUCAGUACCUAAGACCACAGAACCAAAAUCGAAAAAGGCUCCGCCAAUGAAGAAUCAACCUCCUCAAUCCAAACCUUUACCUAAAACUGUCAAUGUUCCUGCUAAUCAACCCCCACCAAUAAAGUCUGCUCCAACACCACCACCUUUACCAACACCUCCAGGACCAAAAUCUUUCCAAGAUAGGUUAUUAGACAUGAUUAUUGGGGCUGAUGAUUCCGAUAAAUAUGCUUUGAUAUGUAAAAAGUGUUUCAACCAUUGUGGAUUAUCACCUCCGAACGAACCAUUUGUGAAAUUUAUUUGCCCAUAUUGUAAGUUUAUGAAUGGAGAUGAUGGUAAAGAUAUCAUUAAGACGGAAAAAGAGCAAAUUGUUGAUUUGAGUCCAAAGAUUGAACCAGAGUCUGCUGAAUCUGUAGUUGAGCCCGAAACAGCUGAAUCAACAAGUGAACCUGAACCUACUGAAUCAGCAAUUGAACCAGAAACCACCGAAUCUGAUUCAGACAUUGUCAAAGAAAAUUUAAAGCCUAUUCAAAAAACACCAGAGUUACAAGAGAACUCAGAGAAAUGA
Yamadazyma jaroonii is the source of this 1038-nucleotide messenger RNA. The record is from the annotation of a GenBank genome assembly. NCBI's taxonomy places the organism in Eukaryota, Fungi, Ascomycota, Pichiomycetes, Serinales, Debaryomycetaceae.